Molecule: messenger RNA, 1037 nt
Organism: Nicotiana tabacum (common tobacco)
Lineage: Eukaryota; Viridiplantae; Streptophyta; Magnoliopsida; Solanales; Solanaceae
Source: RefSeq, a predicted model, not a curated record
UUGGGCCCGCCAGGCCCGCCAGGACCGGCCCAGGCCCGCCUGCCGGUCCCGGGCCAAACGGUCCCGGGCUCGUGGGCUCAACCAUGGAGACCAGCCCGUGACGGGCUCAGAGGCCCACCAAGACCGGCCCACCCAGGACCGGCCCACCAGGCCCACCAGGCCCGUUAGGACCGCGGGCCCGGUCCGGUCCGGUUCAGGCCCGGCCCACCGAGCAGCAUUAAUUCAACUUGGGAAAAUUGAUGAGUUACAAAAUAAGACAUUAAAGGAAGAGAAAAAAUUGAGUGAAAGAUUAGCUAAAGUUCAAGAAACAAUGGCAGAUACAUCAAUGGUUGAAUUAUCACAUGUAGUGAGUGAAAUAUUAAGGGAAGAGGGAAGACAAGUAGAGGAAACUGAGGAGGAAAAAGUGAAGAAUAAUAUUGCUAAAAAGGAGGAAAAUUUAUUGGAGGUUUUAAAAAAGGCUGAUGAUUUGAGGUUGAGGACACUAAAGGAGAUUUUGGGAAUUUUGAAACCAAUUCAAGCUGUUCAUUUCUUGAUUGCUGCUGCUGAACUUCAUUUGAGGAUUCAUGAUUGGGGUAUGAAGAAAGAUAUUGCUGCUGUUAAUUCCCACAACCAUGGUCAUGGCGUCGCCAAUAACAGAGGCGGAGUCAGGAUUUGAGGUUUAUGAGUUCUGAACUUGCCACUGAACUCGCCCCUGAUCAAUAACCAUAUGAUCAACUUAUGGUAAGCAUAGUACUUCUUACUGCCCAAGGAGCCAAUAUUAGUACUAAUUAGAUUAUAAUAGGAUGAAGAUCUUUAAUUUAAUUAGGUCCUUUUUAUUCAUUUCUGUUUAUGUAGAUUUUCUUCAGUUCUAUUAGUGUUGCAGAGACAUGAUAGCUAAGAUUUUGACGUAGAAUGAAGAAGUUUAGUCUUUAGGUCCUUUUAAUUUCAUUUAUGUUAUUGUUGUCUUUGCAUAAAGUAGGGUAGUAAGUCCCGAUCAAACCAUGUACUCUAUUUGCUUUGUUAUAUAUGACAUUAUGUUUUAUUGGGUAUUUAUAAGA